AUGCACGCAAGCACUGAGAAGUUUGCACCACAUGAGCGGGAGAAAUGUUACGGUUUGGGGCAGCAGAAGCGCGCCGGCCAUAUUUCACGAGUCGCGGGUUCAGUGGCAGGGGCGGUGCGCCGGUCACGACGGACGCGGGCUGCGCAGGUGGUGCUGGUGCAGGGGCACUACCUGUCGUUCCUGCCGCUGUGCUCUCGCAACGAGCCCGUCUUCCUGGCCACGUGUACGCCAGUCGCCAUGCCCGAGACACGCGAGUGCGUCGUCCAGGGUGCCACCAACGUCUUCACCUCCAUCCACGCCAUGGACAUGAAGUUCAUGCACAUCGAUAAGAACGGAGAGUUCCACCUGGGGUACCCACGCGCCGAGCUGCAGGGAGCGUCGUGGUAUCAGCUGCUGCACUGGGACUGCAUGCGGGAGGCGCAGACCAAGCACCGCCUCAUCACGCAGUCGGAGCAGGACCGGUCGUGCAUCCUGCUGCUGCGGCUGCAGCGGCGCGCCGGCGACUGGCUGUGGGUGCACUGCGUGCUGCAGGUGAAGGACAGCGUCGACAGCAGCCAGCAGCCCGUCAUCGUCUGCACCAACCAGGUCCUCAGCGACCGUGAGGCGGCGGUGAUGCGCGCGAACGGCUGGCUGUACCACUACUACAUGGUGCAGAGCAAGCUGCAGUACGGCCUCGCGCUGGAGGCUCACGCCGCUUCGCGCAUGGCGGCCGCAGCCUACUACCACCACGGCGCCCCGCAGCCGCCGCCCGCGCCGGGACCACAGGUUGUGUCGCCGUACCAGCAGCCAGUGCAGCAUCAGCCGCCGCCGCAGCAGCACGAGGCAGGGGUGGCGCCGCCGCAUCCACACGCCGCCUACCUGCACCACCAUCACCACCACCAUCACCACCACCACCACUUGUCCGCCGAUACCAGGGUGGAGAGCCCGGUGCCCGUGGACUACUCGCGACACGCCCACCACGAGCCGCCGCCCGCAGACGACGUGCACCGGCGGAAGCUGCCGCGCCUGCUGAAGCCCGUCUCGCCGGAGGCGGCGCUGCUGGCGGCGGCGGCGGGACGUGCCCGCGCUCACGUCAAGGCGGCCGCCGCCGACCCGGCGGACCUCAUGGAGCAGUGGAACCCCAGCCCGCCCUGGUCCGACACGGCGCUGCAGAAGGUGCCCGACAUCAGCCACCAGGAGCUGAGCCCGUACACGACGUGCACGCCGCCGACGCCGAGCGGCACCCCGGCGCACCCGUCGGCGAGCGCGUUCACGUUCGAGUGGUCGGCGGCGGGCGAGCAGUACGUGCCGAGCGUGGGGGCGGGAGCGCUUCCGCCGCUGGCCGCCGCCCCCGCGCCACCCCCUCACGAGGAGCCGCCGCCCUGGCAUCAGCUGCACCAGCCGCACCACCACCGCCUCUUCCCUCUGCAGCCGCCCCCGCACCCGCAGAGGCCGGCGCACUCGCCAGACGACACGACACCCGCCAAAGAGUGCUCUGCAUAA
Schistocerca piceifrons (Central American locust) is the source of this 1482-nucleotide messenger RNA. It is a transcript of the gene dysf, whose product is annotated as E3 ubiquitin-protein ligase Hakai. The record is from RefSeq and is a predicted model, not a curated record. The coding region runs from base 1 to 1482 and encodes 493 amino acids. The transcript is spliced from 10 exons. Gene Ontology annotation, molecular function: RNA polymerase II transcription regulatory region sequence-specific DNA binding; DNA-binding transcription factor activity, RNA polymerase II-specific. Lineage: Eukaryota; Metazoa; Arthropoda; Insecta; Orthoptera; Acrididae. Gene Ontology annotation, biological process: regulation of transcription by RNA polymerase II.